CUUCGAAUGCUACGAGGUCAAAACACAAUUUUCAGAAACACUACAUUACUCCCCUUCUCUCUACUCUGAAAAAAAAACCUAAAAGAAUUCAGCCGUCAUUCAGCCCCUGCCGCCUGCCACCCUCACCGUCACUGCCUGCCUCCGGUGGCCCAGACGCUGCUGUCUGGCGCUGCUCAUGCUCGCUCCUGCUCACGCCUCACUUCCUUAGUCGAAAGUCGAGGGUCGACUGUCCUCUACUCUCUUUACAAAAACCCUAAAAAUCAAAUUUUUGAUUUUUUUAGGGUUUGAGUAUCAUCUUCAACAAUCAAUCAAUUGGGCUAAAACAUUGGGUUUAUUUUGGAUGAAAGUGAAGCUUUUGGAUUGGGGAGAAGAUGGCAUGACUACUGCGAAAGAUUCUGCUUCAUUGCGACAACGAGAACGUAAUCUUUAACAUCAAAAUUUUUCCUGAUUGACUUCCUUUUCUUUAACAAUGAAGAAAUUUGGCACAAUUGGAAUUCCAAUGCACAUAUCCUCUUUUAAUUACUCUGAUUAUUUUCGUAGCAGUUGCUUUUCCUCAGUUUCUCCCUUUUCUAUAAUCCCCAAAACCCUAAAAUUUUGUCCUGUGUAUCCCAGUUCUAUGCCCAUAAAAAGGACUAUGAAUAUAAAAAAUUUUGCUUGUUUCUCAUCUUCUGCUGUUGAUAAUUCAAAUACGACGUCGUCUUCUAUUGAUGCUCCUCUGCAAAUUAAGCCAAAGCUGAAGCCUUGGCUUCUUGUUGGGCUCGGAAAUCCUGGGAAAAAGUACAACGCCACUCGCCAUAAUGUUGGAUUUGAGAUGGUGGACGCCAUAGCAGAAGCGGAGGGGAUUUCUAUGAAUAGUGUUUCUUUUAAAGCUUUGUUUGGGAAAGGUCAUAUUGGUAAUGUUCCUGUUAUCCUUUCCAAGCCGCAAACAUUUAUGAAUGUCAGUGGUGAGUCAGUUGGUCCUAUGGUUUCGUAUUAUAAGAUCCCACUGAAUCAAGUGCUAGUGAUUUAUGAUGAUUUGGAUUUGCCUUUUGCGAAAUUGCGUUUGUUACCCAAAGGUGGUCAUGGCGGACACAAUGGGAUGAGGAGUAUUAUUGAUCAUUUCAAAGGAAGCCGUGACUUUCCACGUUUACGAAUAGGAAUUGGUCGUCCUCCUGGAAAGAUGGACCCUGCUACUUUUGUUCUUCGUCAAUUCAGUAAACAAGAACGGGAAGAGUUGGAUCUGACGUUACAAGUUGGAUUGGAGGCAGUGCGGAUACUGUUGCUACAAGGUAUUAAUAAGAGCGCAACAUUUGUGAACAGUGCAAAGCGUCUGGAACAACUUGGCUGAAACUAAUACUCUCCGUCAUGGGUUUAUAUACCAUUCAUCGGAGGGUUAACUUGUUAACUAGUUGUAUUUUCUAGUGUAUUCAUAUUCUUUUUUUUGGAGUAAAUAUUGAUGGCCGUCAACUUGCACCAAAUCAUUCUUUUUAAAAGAGAAGAAUUCCAGAGAUAUCAGAGUUAUAUUUGCAUCAAUUUAAAGAAGUGUAAUUUUUCUUUUGCGGACAUGUCAUGUGCUCCCAAAUUAGUUUUAACAUGCAUAUUUUUUAAUCAAGUUGUGAAUAUUCAAGCA
Messenger RNA from Amaranthus tricolor (Joseph's coat), 1609 nucleotides. RefSeq names its product peptidyl-tRNA hydrolase, chloroplastic-like. The record is from RefSeq and is a predicted model, not a curated record. Gene Ontology annotation, molecular function: peptidyl-tRNA hydrolase activity. Lineage: Eukaryota; Viridiplantae; Streptophyta; Magnoliopsida; Caryophyllales; Amaranthaceae. The coding region runs from base 470 to 1327 and encodes 285 amino acids. The transcript has 10 exons.